Molecule: messenger RNA, 1630 nt
Organism: Dioscorea cayenensis subsp. rotundata (Guinea yam)
Lineage: Eukaryota; Viridiplantae; Streptophyta; Magnoliopsida; Dioscoreales; Dioscoreaceae
Product: sugar transport protein 8-like
Exons: 4
Coding region: 1-1542 (513 amino acids)
Biological process (GO): monosaccharide transmembrane transport
Cellular component (GO): membrane
Molecular function (GO): monosaccharide transmembrane transporter activity
Source: RefSeq, a predicted model, not a curated record
AUGGGAGGCUUUGGGUUGUCGACGACGAGCACCGGCGGACAUGUUGAGUUUGAAGGGAGGAUCACAUGGUAUGUUGUGUUGUGUGGCAUCAUUGCUGCCACUGGAGGUCUCAUGUUUGGAUAUGAUAUUGGAAUUUCAGGGGGAGUGACAUCAAUGGAUGAUUUCUUGGAGAAAUUCUUUCAGGGAGUGUAUGUUAAAAAACAUGAGGCCAAAGAGAGUAACUACUGCAAAUUUAAUAAUCAGGGCCUUCAGCUUUUCACUUCAUCACUGUAUUUGGCAGCCAUUAUUGCCAGUUUCUUUGCUUCCAAGGCUUGCUCAAAGUAUGGCAGGAAACGCACCAUGCAAGCUGCUUCUCUUUUCUUUCUGGCUGGUGUUGCCUUGAAUGCUGCAGCUGUUAGUCUCCCCAUGCUCAUCAUCGGAAGAAUUCUUCUCGGCUUCGGAGUAGGAUUUGCCAACCAGGCUGUUCCAUUGUUUUUGUCAGAAAUAGCACCGGUGAGAAUCAGAGGAGCAUUGAACAUCCUUUUCCAGCUGCAAAUAACAAUUGGGAUAUUCAUAGCAAACAUUGUGAACUAUUUCACAUCCAAGUUACAUCCAUGGGGAUGGAGGCUCUCUCUUGGUAUUGCGGGAGUUCCGGCGCUCAUCCUCUUCCUUGGCUCCAUGCUCAUCACGGAGACUCCAACAAGCCUCAUUGAGCGAAAUGAACAUGAACAAGGCCGUCAAGUGCUCAAGAAAAUCAGGGGAACAGACAAUGUGAAUGCCGAAUUCGAAGAACUUGUUCAUGCAAGUGAAAUAGCACGACAAGUGAAACACCCUUUCAGAAAUCUCAUGAAGAGGAAUAGCAGACCUCAACUCAUCAUUGCCAUAUUGAUGCAAGUGUUCCAACAAUUCACAGGAAUUAAUGCCAUCAUGUUCUAUGCUCCUGUGCUCUUCCAAACAAUGGGAUUCAAAAACAACGCUUCAUUGUUGUCAGCUGUGAUUACUGGUCUUGUGAAUGUUUUGUCCACCAUUGUUUCUGUUGCUUGUGUGGACAAGGCUGGCAGGAGGGCGUUAUUGCUUGAAGCUUGUGGUCAGAUGCUCAUUGCACAGACAAUCAUAGGAGGAAUUCUGGCAGCGACGUUGCAUGACAAUAACACACUGGGAAAGGGAAUGGCUGUUGGAGUGGUGUUGUUGGUCUGCCUGUUUGUGUCUGGAUUUGCAUGGUCAUGGGGUCCUCUUGGUUGGUUGAUACCAAGUGAAACAUUCCCACUAGAAACAAGAACAGCUGGUUAUGCAUUUGCUGUGAGUUCAAACAUGCUCUUCACAUUCCUCAUUGCACAAGCAUUUCUAUCAAUGUUGUGCCAGAUGAAGUCUGGUAUCUUCUUCUUCUUCGCGGGGUGGAUCAUCAUCAUGGCGUUGUUCGUAAAAUUCAUGCUGCCAGAGACCAAAGGCAUUCCAAUGGAGGAGAUGACUGAAAGAGUGUGGAAGAAUCAUUGGUAUUGGAAGAGGUUCAUGGUUGAAGAUGAAUGUGAGCUUUCCAAGAUGGAGAAGGGCAUUUCACCCUAAUAAUGAUGAUAAACUUAUUAGUGUAUUGUUUUUGUUCCCUUAUUAAUUUUUUUUUUUUUUCGGUUUUCUUUUCAUAAUGUAUGUAUGU